This is a messenger RNA of Closterium sp. NIES-67, 1953 nucleotides long. The record is from the annotation of a GenBank genome assembly. NCBI's taxonomy places the organism in Eukaryota, Viridiplantae, Streptophyta, Zygnematophyceae, Desmidiales, Closteriaceae.
AUUUCCACCUCUCAUCUUCUCCGCUUUCCUCAACCGCAUUUCUUCCGUACUCCCACCGCAUAUUGCUGCAUCACCGUUCCUCCUCCGCACCUAGUGCCACCAUCGUGCCGCCAGAUUAGGGUAGAUCCGCCGUUGGGUAGGGCAGCGCCGAACCAUCUCCAACAUCGCCAUCUUUAAGGCCUGCAAGCCAGAGGAAUUUAAUCUGGAAAGCACGACUCUGUUGCGGCAGUCAGCGUGGUCCCGCGCGGCGAGCAUGGACGCGCUGGACGGCCACGUGCUGUUCCGCGUCGCGGACGCCACGGGCGAUCCGCUUCCCACCAUCGCGCGCCUCGCCGCGCUCUCCCGCGCCUUCGCGCGCGUGGCCCGCGCGGAGCUCUGGCCGCUCUACUGCCUCUCGCGCGCCGCGCAUGCCGACGCGGGCGACGCGGCGGCGGUGGUGGCGCGUCUGGUGCGCGAGGCGGGCGCCGCCGACGCCCCGCGGAACGCGGCGAGCAGCCUGGUGCGGUGCGUGAGCGCGUGCCCGGGCAUGUCGCCCGCCUGCUCCGCCGCGCUGCGCGUGCACGCCGCGACGCCGCUGGAAACGACGCGGGUGGGCGGCGGGUGGUGGGCGAGAGGUUGGGAUGCAGACCGCGGGGAGGAGGAGGCGGAGGGAAGCGGCGACGACGGGGGAAGCGGCGGCGUGGGAGGCGGCGAGGGGAGCGAGGAGCACGUGAGGGAGAGCAGCGGGUCCGAGGGUGAGAGAGGCGAGGGAGGACGUGGGGAGGGCGGGCGCGGCGACGCAGCAGGGGGCGGCGGCAGCGGCAGCAGCGCAGGCAGUGGUGGGUGCGAGCGUGGUGCGGGCGUUGCUCCCACGGAUCCCACCGACUCCACGCCCGACCUGCGUGUUGCCCCCAAUGCCCCCACUGCCCCCGCCAGCAGCAGCGGUGCCGCACCUGCUGCUUCUUCCCCCCCCGUGAACCCCCAUCUGGACGCCAUCUGCGCCCUAUGCGCCCACCUCGCCCAGCAAAUCUUCCGUGCUGACUGCUUCCUCCCCGCCCCUCCCUACCCCCCACCACCUGCUCCUCCCUGCACUCCUCUGUGCCGCUCCCCCUCCUCUCCAUCCCUGUCUCCAUGCCCCCCGCUGGGGGAGGAAAAGACAGUGGGGGAAGGCGAGGGUGGAGGAAGUGGGGGUGGAGGAGGAGGGGUGGAAGAAGGGGUGGGAGAAACGGGAGAGGGUGUGGCUGUGGUGAUGCGGACUCGGGGGUGCGGAGCGCACUGGGGGGGGAACGAGCACUGUUGUGUGGUGCGCGGAGCAAUCGCAGGGUUCAGGCACUCACGCUUCCACUGGCUGCUGCAAGGCCAGCCGUUUGCCCACGGCACAUGCCCCUUCUGCCACGACCAGGCAUGGGACGCCACGGCGCUGCUGCAGCCCUCGGCUCACACUGUGCUGGGCUGCACUGAGGGCGACGCCUGCUGCUUCAUCUGCACCCAGGGUCACGUGUUUGGUGCGUACAAGGCACGGCACUCCGCCUUUGACUGGGACGAGUUCUCAGAUGACGUUGAUGGCGACGACCAAGAGGGCGACAUCUAUGAGGACGGCGAUUACGAUGACUUCUCAGAUGCCUUCGACGACUACGGAGAGUAUGACGUUGAGGCAUUCGACGAGCCCAAUUGGUUCUAGUUGGUGAAACUUGUGGCGGAUUGGAAUGGAAUAGCCAUGUCAAUAUAGGUGUACAAAAGUGGGGUGGGGUUGGUGAAUUGAAUAAGUGAUGUUGCGAUAAAGCCGUACUUACAGCAUUUCUGUGAAUAGUUCCGAUAGAUAUUGUCGAGUCACACUAUGGAUAGCAUCCGUAGAAUGACGUCAGCAAAUAGCGCUCGUCUGGAUGGUUACGUCAGCAAGACGUUUCAGUCACGCGAACAGUCGCUCUCUUUUCAGUAGCGGUUAGAGCGCAUAGCGCAAAUAGCUCGAACAGG